This is a messenger RNA of Vigna radiata var. radiata (mung bean), 1371 nucleotides long. Its product is annotated as probable 2-oxoglutarate-dependent dioxygenase ANS. NCBI's taxonomy places the organism in Eukaryota, Viridiplantae, Streptophyta, Magnoliopsida, Fabales, Fabaceae. The transcript is spliced from 2 exons. Bases 39 to 1118 code for a protein of 359 amino acids. The record is from RefSeq and is a predicted model, not a curated record.
UAAAUAACGCACCGUGUAUUGGAUUACGAUCCUAUCCAAUGGAAGUCAGCGAAGAAGGCAUAAGGCGGGUGCAACCCCUUGCCCAAUCGGGUCUCUCUCGGGUUCCACCCCAAUACAUUCAACCCCUUCAUACCCGACCCGUUUUUCACACCCCAACCGAACCACGGAAUAUUCCUCUCAUCGACCUAUCGUUCUUCGACCCGACCCGCCGCGCCUCCACCGUUGAAUCCAUCGCAAGCGCCUGCCGCGACUGGGGCGUCUUCCACGUCACCAACCACGGCGUCCCUCUGUCACUCCUCGCCGCCAUUCGCCGCACUGGCCGCGCAUUCUUCACCGACUGCUCCAUGUCGGAGAAGCUCCGCUAUGCCUGCUCCACGGCUGCGUCGGAGGGCUACGGCAGCAAGAUGCUGGCAACCUCCGAUCAGCAGCAAGACGACGCGCAGGUACUCGAUUGGAGGGACUACUUCGACCACCACACUCUCCCACUCUCUCGACGGAACCCUGAUCGGUGGCCGGAGUUUCCCCCCGAUUACCGGGACACAGUGGCGAGGUACAGCGACGAGAUGAAGAUUCUGGCGCAAAAGUUGCUGGCUUUGAUAUCUGAGAGUCUAGGGUUGCGUGCUUCGUGCAUUGAAGAUGCUGUUGGAGAAUUUUACCAGAACAUCACGAUUAGCUUCUAUCCUCCGUGUCCCGAACCAGACCUCACGCUUGGGUUGCAAUCGCAUUCUGACAUAGGUGCAAUCACGCUUUUGAUUCAGGAUGACGUGGAGGGUCUUCAAGUGCUGAAGAGUGGUGAUGGUGGCGGUGACAAGUGGGUUACUGUUGAACCCUUGUCAGAUGCUGUUCUUGUUCUCUUGGCUGACCAAACUGAGAUUAUAACUAAUGGGAAGUACAAGAGCUGUGAGCAUAGAGCAAUUACUAAUCCUGAUAGAGCAAGGCUUUCUGUGGCAACAUUUCAUGACCCUGCUAAGACAGUGAAGAUCUUCCCUGUCUCUGAACUGAUAGAUGAGUCAUCACCUGCUAAAUACCGUGAUGUUGUGUAUGGAGACUAUGUUUUAUCAUGGUAUAAAGGCCCUGAAGGAAAACGAAAUAUUGAUGCACUUGUACUGGAUUCUUAGGUUUGUGCUUUUAUUUUUCUCUCCUUGUCUCAUGGCUUGGCUUGUAUCUUGUGGGGUAGAACAAGUAAAGUUAUUUUAUAAUGUAAAAUUCCUCAUUCUUGGAUAGUAAAUAAAACCUUGAAUCUUCUUUACUAUGGCAACCUGUUUGUAAAGACAGAACAACAGAGGAUUGUAAAGACAGAACAACAGAGGAUGAUAAUCACUAUUUUGUUGUAAUUAAGAACAAUAUGAUAGCUACAAUCUUUCUUUGAUC